Messenger RNA from Aphis gossypii (cotton aphid), 3204 nucleotides. Its product is annotated as zinc finger MYM-type protein 1-like. Gene Ontology annotation, molecular function: protein dimerization activity. The record is from RefSeq and is a predicted model, not a curated record. Lineage: Eukaryota; Metazoa; Arthropoda; Insecta; Hemiptera; Aphididae. The transcript is spliced from 5 exons. Bases 539 to 3064 code for a protein of 841 amino acids.
GGCAGGGUGGGCCAUUGCCCCUCCUGGUAAAAUUUUGGGGGCGGUAAACUGAGCUUAAAUUUACUGUAUGAACUUUUUUAAUGUGUGAAGCCAACGUGGUUAUAAUUUUAAAAUUUUAUAAAAUAUUUUUUUCUUAUGUAUUGUAGUUUUGACGAUUUUGUGGAGAUUUCUCCAAAGUUUAUUUUAGGAAAUUCUCUCAAAUCUAUUUUUAUACGAAUAAUUCCGUGGAUAACUGAUAACGACGCGCGACGUACGCAGAAUAGCUCGCAGAGUCGCAGCUAGCGCUAUUGAAAAGCACAAUAUCAUUUAAUAAUAUUGUAUUCCUUUAUUUUACUUUUACAGUUUUACCACAGAAUAAUAAUAGUUCUGUGGUUUUAUGUAAUACUUAUUUGAUUAUUAAUCUAAAGUUAUUGAAUUAUCAUUUAUCAACAUUUAACGUAUGACAGUCGUCGAAUAAAUGUUAAAUUUUAUAUAAUAUUAUAGUGUGUCUUUCUGUCCGUUCUAUUUUAUUCAAAAAAAUACUCAAUAGAUUGAGAUUAUGAGUAGAAAGCUUAGCGGCUGUGCUUACCGAAAAUUGGGUAAAAUUAAAAAAGAAAAUGCGGAAAAAAGUAUAAAAAAUAAUAUGAAACUUGAUGUCAUGUUUCAAAGGGUACAACAAGUAGAAACUGUCCAUACUGCUGUUAGUGAAAUAAUAGAUAAUGACAACAAUGAAUUUAAUGAUUCUGCAAAAAGUGUAAAUUUAACACUUACUAACCAAUCUGCAGUUAAAUGUUCAAUCAUUAAAGAAGAGCAAGAUACUAAUUUCAGUUUAGAAACUCAGAUUAACAAUGAAGUAAAUAUUUUAAAAGCACCCAGUUCUUCAGAUUUGCCAGGUUCUGACCCUGCGUUGUGGACAUUAAACGAGGAGACCAGAGAUUUUAUCUGUAGAAAUGGAUUUAAUCAGAACUUAGAUGGCAAUUUUUCACAAUCUAAAACAAAAUACCAGUAUAUACGUCAAGGACAAUUUAGAUCUCACAACAGGUACCUAAGCAAAGAUUUAUUUAAAACAACAUUAAUUAAUGGUAAAACAUAUCAAAGAGACUAUUUGUGUUACUCAGUUAGUACUGGUAAAAUAUACUGCAUCCCAUGUUAUUUGUUUGAAAAUACUUCCAAUUUUUCACGUAAGGGAUUUUCAGACUGGAAACAUCCAAAUAAAAUUAAUAAUCAUGAAAAUUCAACCAUGCAUAAAACUUGUACAUUUAAAAUGAAACAUCGUUCAUCAGAUUUUGGAAGAAUAGACUUACAACUUACAUAUAAACUUCAAACUGAGACUGAUUAUUGGAUCAAUGUGCUCAGUAGAGUAUGCUCUGUUGUUAAAUCAUUAUCUAGUCAUGGACUAUCAUUCAGGGGUGGAGAUGAUAGUUUUGAAUCUUCUGGUAAAAAUAAUGGUAAUUUUAUAAUGGCUAUGAAACUUAUUGCUGAAUAUGACCCCUUUUUAUCAAAACAUAUAUUGAAAUACGGAAAUCCUGGUAAAGGAAAUACAUCCUAUAUGUCCUUUUUUACUUAUGAACAAUUUAUUAAAAGUAUGGCUGAGAAAGUAAUAAGUACCAUAGUAGAAGAAUUAAAAUCUUCAACAUAUUAUUCAAUUAGCAUUGAUUCAACACCUGAUAUAUCAAAUAUUGACCAGUUGUCAUUUGUCGUAAGAUAUGUAAAUAGCAGUGGAGAACCUGUUGAACGUUUUUUGGGAUUCAUAGAAAAUAUUGGACACAAAGCUGAAUCAAUAGCAGAAACUAUUUUUUCUACAUUUAAUAAGCAUAAUAUUGAUAUUAAAUUUCUUAGAGGGCAAUCUUAUGAUAAUGCUGCAAAUAUGUCCGGUGCUUACUCAGGGGUUCAGGCUCGAAUUAAAUCAGUAGCACCACUUGCUGAUUUUGUUCCAUGUUCUGCCCAUUCCUUAAACCUUAUUGGAUCAUGUGCAGCCAGCUGUUGUAGUGUAGCAAAUAAUUAUUUUUUAUUUGUUCAAAAUUUAUAUGUUUUUUUUUCAUCAUCUACACAUCGCUGGAUAAUACUAAAUAAACAUGCUGAGUCAACUCUAAAAGGACUUUCAGUAACUAGAUGGUCUGCUAGAAAUGAUGCAUGCCAGAGUCUUAAUAAAAAUUGGAUAGCUGUAACAAAUGAAUUGCAGGAGCUAGUAGAUUCUGAUAGUGAAAAACCACUUACACGUAGUGAAGCCAGUGGAUUGUUACGGAAUAUGAAUAAAUUAGAAACUGCAUUUAUGACAUCAUUAUGGUGUGAUAUUCUUCAAACAUUUAAUAAUGUUAGUAAAAAAUUGCAAUCUGUUCAACUAGAUCUCAGUUCUGUUGUUAAAUUAUAUAAUACACUUAUUGAAUAUAUUAAAACAUUACGAACAAUGUUCAAUACUUAUGAAAAAUUGGCUCAAGACAAAUUUGAAGAAAAUGUUCCUCAGUUUGAAACAAAAAACCGAAAAAGAAAAAAUCAAAUUGACGAAUCAAAUGAACCAGAUACUGUAUUUUGUGGCUAUCAAUACUUUAAAAUAAUUACUUUUUAUCCCAUCUGUGAUAAUUUGUUAAAUGAACUAUUAAAAAGAAAAGAGGCCUAUGAUAAUUUAAUUUCAAAAUACUUAUUUAUUUUGAAGUUAAAAGAAUACAGUCCAUCUGAAAUAAGAAAAUCUGCUAAAAUGUUACGUACAAUUUAUAAUCAAGAUCUGGAUGAACCAUUUGAUAAUGAAUGUAUUCAUUUUCAAAGUUUAUUGAAGACAUUGGAUGAUCCACCAACAACUUUACUUCAAAUGAGUUUAUUUUUAAAAAAAUUUGAUCUAGUUACUACUUUUCCAUACAUUAAUAUUGCAUUACAUAUGUUUUUAUGCACACCAGUCUCAAAUUGUUCAACCGAAAGAUCAUUUUCAGUUUUAAAACGUAUCAAGAAUUAUCUACGAUCUACCAUGUCAUCUGAUAGACUUAACAGCUUGGCAGUGCUUGCUAUUGAAUCAUCAAUAACUUGUAAAUUAGAUUUUAGUGAAAUCAUAAAAACGUUUGCUAAGAAACAAGCAAGAAGAAAAAAUAUCUAACUAUACUAAUUGUCUUAUUUAAGUUUUUUAAUAUUGUUUUAAACAAAUAAUGUUAUACAUAUAUUAUGAUUACUUGUUAUACUUAACCUUGUAUUAUAAUAUAAUUAUUACUAAUAAAUGUGUUUAAUUUUUAAAGUUUA